AUGAGUUCCUCCGACGUACGCGACGUUCUCAACCUCCCGGAUGGGAACGGCGCCAACAACCAUGGUGGAGGUGGUGCUGCUUCCGCGGCGCGACCGGUCAAGAAACAGAAACUCUCGGCUCCCCGACCCAACCUCAAGGGUCUGGCACGUGAGGUGCAUAAUCUGGGAGGCGACAGCCCCAUCUCCAUCGUCCCCGAGGUGACGGCCUUCAAGAAGAGGAGGCUGGCGAACCGCAAACCCACUGCACGCUGGGAACUAUCGGCGUUCCGAAACUCGGCGCGUGACGACCCGAGCCUCAUCCUCAGGCACUGGAAACGGAGGGGCGGCGUCGGGGCCGCUGCAAAGCCACAUGCACCGGGAGAUGCAGCAGCAGCAGCAGCAGCAGCAGCAGCAGCAGCAGCAACAACAACAGCAGCAGGUACUGCCGCCUCUAAGCAGGAGGAGGAGGAUGAUGAUGAUGAUGAUGAUGAGAGGAAGAACAAGGCAGAGAAGGAGGAAGAGGUGGAGGACUCAGCAUUCGCCAAGUUCAAUGUGCACGUGCCGAUACCGCGCUACACAGACGAGCAGUACAGACAGUGUCUCGCAAGCGACGACUGGACGCGCGAGGAGACGGACUACCUCAUGGGUCUGGCGGGAGACUACGACCUACGGUGGCCCAUAAUCUGGGACCGGUACGAGUGGACGCCGCCGGCCACCGACGGCGCUGCGGCCCCGCGCACCGGUGAGAAGGGUCAGGGGCAAGAGGUGGAGGGGGAGGGGGAGGAGGAGGAGGAGGAGGAAGAAGAGGAGACCAAGGCGAUUGUGCCGCCCAGCAGGACCGAGGCCCGGUCACUCGAGGAUCUCAAGGCUCGGUACUACGAGGUGGCGGCGCGGAUGAUGGCGCAGCAGAAGCCGGUGCAGUACAUGUCGCAGGCCGAGUUCGCUCUGCAUGAGAUGAUGGCGCACUUCAACCCGCAGCAGGAGAAGGCGCGCAAGGAGUUUGCGCUCAACGCACUGUCACGGUCGCGCGACGAGGCCCGCGAGGAGGAGUCCCUCCUCCUCGAGGUGAAACGCAUCCUCGCCCGCUCCGAGCGAUUCAACGAGGAACGUCGCGAGCUCUACAACCGCCUCGACUACCCCCACGCCGAGACGGACAUCAACAACUUCAAGUCCUCGGCCGGUCUGCAGACCCUCCUGCAGAACCUAAUGACGGCGGACAAAUCCAAGAAGCGGAAGUCUCUCAUGGGUGCCACCGCCACCGCUUCCGUCGGUGGUAUCGUCGACCCAGCUGGCACUUCUUCCGCAUCAUCAUCAUCGGCAGCAGCAGCAGCGGCGGCGGCGGCGGCGUCGUCAUCAUCUCAAGAUUAUCAUCGCGGGAAUCACUCCCGUCGCGAAAGCACAGCCACAUCCACGGCAGCCCAAACCCCAACACCCACAACAGCCAACGCGCCCACGACAGCAGCAACAACGACGGCGACAACGACUACGAACAACAAGAAGGGCUCAUCAUCACACAACCAACAGCAUCAACAAAAUCAGCAGGCCCAGGCUCAGGCCCAGGCUCAACAGCAACAGGCAGCGCUGGAGAAGCCCAAGCUGACGGAGAAGGAAGAGCUGAUCUACGGCGUGACACACCACGACCGUCUGGGCUCCGGCCCGCUCUUCCGCACCGAGAAGAUCAACAAGCUCUUCUCCCACAAGUCCAACCAGCAGCAGAUGCGCAUCAACAACGUCCUCAACGAGCUAGACGUCCCCGCCAAGCUGGCCAUGCCUACGGCCUCGACGACGCUACAGCGGCCGCCGACCAGGACAAGGAUGAGGAUAAAGGAGACCAGGAAGACGACGAGGAGCGCUAGUGUUCUCAGUGGGGUCAGUGACAAGAGUGCCAAGAGGCAAAAGAAGUGA
This is a messenger RNA of Geosmithia morbida, 1884 nucleotides long. Its product is annotated as DNA methyltransferase 1-associated protein 1. Gene Ontology annotation, biological process: chromatin remodeling; negative regulation of transcription by RNA polymerase II; DNA repair. Gene Ontology annotation, cellular component: Swr1 complex; NuA4 histone acetyltransferase complex. Bases 1 to 1884 code for a protein of 627 amino acids. The record is from RefSeq and is a predicted model, not a curated record. Lineage: Eukaryota; Fungi; Ascomycota; Sordariomycetes; Hypocreales; Bionectriaceae. Gene Ontology annotation, molecular function: transcription corepressor activity. The transcript has 3 exons.